Messenger RNA from Erinaceus europaeus (western European hedgehog), 1117 nucleotides. It is a transcript of the gene CSTL1, whose product is annotated as cystatin like 1. The transcript has 3 exons. Gene Ontology annotation, molecular function: cysteine-type endopeptidase inhibitor activity. Lineage: Eukaryota; Metazoa; Chordata; Mammalia; Eulipotyphla; Erinaceidae. The record is from RefSeq and is a predicted model, not a curated record. Bases 667 to 1083 code for a protein of 138 amino acids.
AAGAAGAGGGAGAUGGUUUUGUCUACCUCAGAAAAUGUUUAGAAAUUAUAUUUGUAGGGCUGGGGAGAUAACAUAAUGCCGAUGCAAAAAACGUACACACCUGAGACUCUAAGGUCUCAAGUUCAAUCCCUGGUAUCACCAUAAACCAGAACAGGGCAGCACUCUGGUUAAAAACAAUUGACAGGGCACUUGCAUUGCCAUGCUGGUAAUCCAGGUUUGAGCCCCUGGUAUACUAUAAGGGACUACUGCAGUCUCUUUCUCUUGCUAUCUGAAAAAAAAGAAAAGAAAAGAAAAGAAAGAAAGAGAAAGAAAGAGAAAGGAACUACAUUUUCCUGAAUCACUAAAGAAAGACUGGGAGUUACAAAUGAGUAGAAAAUUAACCAACCUAAUUGUGAGUUUAACAACUUCAUUGCAGGGAGAAUUCAUUGGUUGAACCUUGGUCAAAUUAUGGGCAAGGUAUUAGAAGGAUGAGGUUUGGAUUCCAAUCUGUUUAAAAGCACAACAGCCAUCUUAACCAAGCCCUUAUUUUCCUUGUAUACCAUGGACAUUAUUGGAACCCUAUUUUCUUUUGUGGAUCUGAUCAGCUCCUGUUGUGAGCCAAAACCUGGUACACUCAUUUCUUCCCCCUGGAGGUGCAGUAAUUAGGAGGCUUCUGAGGCUGCAGAAAUGGAACUUGGAUACUGGAGGAUCUCUCUGCUGCUACUGGUUUCCCUGGUCCUAGCAAAUCAUUUGGAUCACUUUCAAGGGUGGAAAGGUUUUGAGGAGAAGCCCAUGAGCAAGAAAAACAUGAAUUUGACACUCAAAUUCUUCAUUGAAAGUUACAACAAUGCAAGCAAUGACACCUACUUAUUCCGAGUGGACAAGUUACUCCGAAGUCAGAUGCAGUUGACAACAGGAGUGGAGUACAUAGCCACUGUGAAGAUCAGUCGGACCAAGUGCAAAAAGAACAAAGGGAGGAAUAACACUUGUGCCACUCAAAGCAAAAAGAAGCUAAAAAAGAGUUUAAUUUGUGAUUUUUUUAUAUACACUGUGCCCUGGAUGAACUUUUAUGAACUCUGGAACAACUCGUGUCUGGAGGGCUAAGUGUGCUGUGCAAAGAUGUUCCAUGAAACUUUCA